AUGCCAAAUCGCAUUCCGUCCCUCCGAAUCGCCUGCAUCACUGUCCUGGCGCUUCUCACUCUGUGGUACCUUUGGUCGCCCUCGACAAUGCAGAUCGCCAAUCCUGCAAGCGAGUACUGCAUCCAGCAAGGUGGGACACUCGAGAUCGUCAAGGACAAGGACGGCAACGAGGUCGGCAUGUGCAAGCUUCCGGACGGUACCGUUGUGGAGGAGUGGGACUUCUUCCGCUCGCAGCAACAACCGCCCAAGGUGGGUCUCGCCAAUCCAGCAAGCGUCUACUGCAUCCAGCAAGGUGGAACGCUCGAGAUCGUCAAGGACAAGGAUGGUAACGAGACCGGCAUGUGUAGGUUUCCCGAUGGUACUGUCAGGGAGGAAUGGGACUUUUUCCGUUCGUCACAAGAUCAAGACGAGGCAAACUCGGCUCAGCUCUAG
Messenger RNA from Moesziomyces aphidis, 432 nucleotides. The record is from the annotation of a GenBank genome assembly. NCBI's taxonomy places the organism in Eukaryota, Fungi, Basidiomycota, Ustilaginomycetes, Ustilaginales, Ustilaginaceae.